CUCAAGACGAGCUGGACAGAGGCGAAUCCAGGGAGGAGGUUCUACGGGUGCAGCAAGUAUGGGACAGAUGGGGCAUGUAAUUUCUUCAGAUGGCAUGACCCAGUAGUUGACGAACAUAUGAAGUUUGUGCUGCUGAACUUUCAUCGUCGGAUUCGGGAACUCGAGAAGAGGCAAAAUGGGCAAGGGUCCAAAGCUAAUGGCUGUCCAGUGUUCAUCUUCAUUGUGAUUGCUCUUGUCUUUUCUUUCAUCUGGAUGGGAUUGGGGAUGUAAGAAGCUAUUUGCUCAACCUUGCUGAUGUAAUCGUUUCUGUAUUGUAGACUGUAACCCUAGAAAAAUUAACCCUUCACGUUUUGUUUCUGAAAGUAAUGUUAGUUGUACGAUUGGUC
This is a messenger RNA of Linum tenue, 386 nucleotides long. NCBI's taxonomy places the organism in Eukaryota, Viridiplantae, Streptophyta, Magnoliopsida, Malpighiales, Linaceae. The record is from the annotation of a GenBank genome assembly.